CUAGUCGUCCAGGAGUCAGCUGGGAGCCCAAACAGAAGAGCGCCAGACGUGCCGGUGUGGGAGUGUGGGUCGCUCAGCGUCUCCCACCAUCAGCACUGUUGCUGGCACCAGGAGGAGGAGGAGGACCUUCCCGCACGCUGCAAGUACUCUACCAUCAAGAACAAGGAGGAACACACGACCUAAGACGAGAACUUGCACGUAUUAAAAGAUGAUCGUCUUCCUCACCCGUCUGAAAUGUUCCCGGCUCGUAAAUCCUCCUAGAAGAACAUUUGUCAUUCACUCUAAUAAACAAGUAACUAUGAAAGAUCUCUCCCAGCCUCUUGCAUCAGGCUACAUACCAAGUGAGGUGGAGCGUGACUGGUAUCCAUGGUGGGAGAGCAGAGGAUUCUUUCGCAAACAUGGAGCCCAGAAGAGAUUUGUCAUGGUUCUGCCGCCACCAAAUAUUACCGGGCAUCUCCACUUGGGUCACGCACUAACAUGUGCAGUGCAAGAUGCUAUUGUCAGAUGGCAUCAGAUGCAGGGACAUGAAGUGGUUUGGGUGCCAGGAUGCGAUCACGCAGGAAUUGCCACACAGGUUGUUGUUGAACGUCACCUGUGGGCCACAGAAGGGGUCACAAAACACCAGCUGGGUAGAGAAAGAUUUGUUAACGAAGUGUGGAAGUGGAAGGAGGAAAAGGGCUUGGUCAUAUAUGAUCAGCUGAAGCGACUUGGAGCUUCCCUUGACUGGAGUAAAUCUGUGUUUACUAUGGAUGCUCAUCUGAGUAAAGCUGUGACAGAGGCCUUCAUCCAGCUUUAUGACUCUGGCUUGGUGUACAGAAAAGAAUCUUUAAUCAAUUGGUGUUGUAGUCUACAGUCAGCCGUCUCUGAUAUUGAAGUUGAUCACUUGCAUCUGACAGGCCCAACAGAGCUUACUGUUCCUGGGUAUGAAAAGCCUGUUACGUUUGGGAAGAUGUAUGACUUUGCAUACAAAAUCAACGAUUCUGGAGGAGAGCUGGUAGUAAGCACAACACGACCCGAGACUAUGCUGGGGGACACAGCUGUGAUGGUUCAUCCCGAAGACCAACGCUACAUACAUCUUCACGGCAAGCACGUCUUCCACCCAUUCCGAAAAGUCAUCAUUCCUGUGAUUGCUGAUUCCCAGGUUGAUCCCCAGUUUGGCACAGGUGUGGUGAAAGUAACACCUGGCCACAGCCAAGAUGACUAUGAUGUCGGAGAAAGACACUCACUACCUCAGCUUACAGUUUUUGAUGAAUUUGGAAAGACAACAGACAUUGUACCAGAAUUUAAGAACCUUCCAAGAUUCACAGCACGACAAGCCGUGAUAGAUGCUUUAACCGUUAUGGAACUCUAUCGUGGCUCUCGGGCCCACCCCAUGAUGGUGCCUCGCUGCAGCAGGACCCAGGAUGUUAUUGAACCACUGUUGAAACCUCAAUGGUUCAUUAGAUGCAGUGACAUGGCUGCUGAAGCUAUCAAUGUUGUUCGAAGAGGUGAUCUACAUAUCCUCCCGGAGACUUACAAGAGAGUUUGGGACAAAUGGUUGGAGAACACCAAUGAUUGGUGCGUUUCACGGCAGCUUUGGUGGGGCCACCGAAUUCCUGCAUACUGUGUGUGCUCUGAUGCUGGGGAGUUCUGGGUUGCUGCACGAUCUAUAGAAGAUGCUAAGAGGAAAGUUGCAGCAAAAGAAGGAAUAUCUGAGUCGAGUAUCUCAUCGGUGCAUCAAGAAGAAGACGUGUUGGAUACGUGGUUCUCCUCGGCCCUCUUUCCUUUUGCUGCCUUUGGAUGGCCACAAAAUUCAGAAGACUUGAAGAAAUACUAUCCAACCACUCUCCUGGAGACUGGACAUGAUAUUCUCUUCUUUUGGGUAGCACGGAUGGUCAUGUUGGGUUGGAACCUCACAGGAGAGCUGCCAUUUAAGAAUGUGCUUCUUCACGGGUUGCUAUGUGAUGCCCAUGGCCACAAGAUGUCAAAAUCACGAGGAAAUGUGGUUGACCCAAUUGAUGUUAUUGAAGGAGCUUCAUUACAGGUGCUUAAGGAACGUAUUAAAUCAAGUGAAAAUAAUGGGAUACUGUCUAGCAAGGAAGCAUGCGAAGCAUUACAAGGGCAGCGGUCUAAUUUCCCAAACGGCAUCCCAGAAUGUGGCACCGACGCUCUCAGGUUUACCCUCUGCUCGUACAACAUUAAAAAUCAGCUUAUGAGUGUUGAUGUCAAUCGCAUGGAACAAAACAGAUUUUUGUGCAACAAAAUUUGGCAGGCCUUCCGAUUUUUACUAAAUUCAAUGGCAAAAGUUCCCAACGCAGUGCAGUGUGCUACUCGUGUGAAAAUAUCAGAGAGGAAUGAUGAGCUUAGUAUAAUGGACAAGUGGAUCUUGAGUCAUUUGGGGCAACUAGUUUAUGAUGCCAAUCAGAAUUUUGAAUCCUAUGACCUGCAUUUUGUCACCUCAAGUUUUGUUACGUUCUGGCAGAAUGACCUGUGUAGUACGUAUCUGGAAAGCAUUAAAUUUGUUUUAAAUAAAGGAUCAGAUGAAGCAAAGUCAUCAGCACUAAGAACACUCUGGACGUGUGUGGAUGUUGGGCUACACGUCCUCUCCCCUUUCAUGCCUUUCUUGACAGAGGAACUCUACCAGAGACUGCCGAGGAUUACAAAGAAAUUUGAGAGUAUCAUGGAGUCUGAUUAUCCCCAGACAGAACAGUGGAUCUGCUGGAAAGACCACGUGAAGGAAGAGCAUGUGCAGAAUUUAUUGCAGAUGGCUUCAGCGUUUCGUUCUAUAAAGGCAAACUAUAACAUCAAGCACAACAGAGUACAUGGUUAUUUUGUGUGUUCAAAUGACCAUCUGAAUGCUGUCUUGGAAGCAAACUUGAAUGUUGUGAAGACUUUGGGGUUCAUAAAAUCGUUGACUGCCUUAGAGAAGCAUGCAUUGCCCCCUGCAGCUUCGGCAGUAGCAGCACCCUGUGACUCUACUACUAUUUACCUUGAUCUCCAGGGUGUGAUUGACCCAAAGAGUGAGCUGACGCGCUUAAGAGCAAAGAUGAGCAAGCUGAAGAAAGAGGAGAGUAAAAUUUUCAAACUUGUAUCAUCUCCUGGCUUUGCUGAGAAGGCACCAGCACAUAUCCAGGAUGCUCAUAACACAAAGCUGGCCUUAUUGAGAUCAGAGCUGGAGGUGCUGCUCCCCAUCAUGGACAGUCUGGAGAAGAUGUAGCUGAACCCUCUUGAGGUAGAGUUUGAAUGAUUUUGUUCUGUGGUGGUGAUCUGUCAGUGGUGUACUUGUAUACUGUACAGUAUUGGUAAAAAAUAAUUUUUGAUUUAUAAUAAAAGUUUUCUAUGAUAAAA
Procambarus clarkii (red swamp crayfish) is the source of this 3327-nucleotide messenger RNA. Its product is annotated as valine--tRNA ligase. Gene Ontology annotation, molecular function: valine-tRNA ligase activity; aminoacyl-tRNA deacylase activity; ATP binding. Gene Ontology annotation, biological process: valyl-tRNA aminoacylation. Gene Ontology annotation, cellular component: cytosol. Lineage: Eukaryota; Metazoa; Arthropoda; Malacostraca; Decapoda; Cambaridae. The record is from RefSeq and is a predicted model, not a curated record.